AUGCCUCCAGGUAGCUCACGUCAAUUUACUAUUCGCGUGCCUGCUACUUCUGCAAACAUUGGACCUGGGUUUGACGUUGUCGGCCUCUCGCUAUCACUUUACCUGACGCUUUCUGUAACCGUCGCACCCCCUGACGAACAACCGUACACACUCCCAACGAUAACUCAUUCUGGAGAAGGUGCUGACGAAGUACCCUUGGACGCUUACAAGAACCUCACCACCCGCGUGGCCCUCUAUGUGCUACGGUGCCAUAAUAUCCGAUCAUUCCCAUCUGGCCUGAAAAUACACUGCAAUAACGAAAUUCCAUUUGGACGGGGUCUUGGGUCAUCUGGUGCUGCUGUUAUAGCUGGGGUCCUUCUUGGAAGCGAGCUGGGGCAGUUAAGCCUCAGCACCGAACGCCUGCUCGAUUUCGCAUUGAUGGUCGAACGACAUCCGGACAAUGUUACCGCCGCACUAGUUGGCGGAUUUGUCGGCUCCUACCUAAAGGAACUCGACAGGGAAGCAACAGAGGCGGCGAGUGUGCCCCUGAGUGAAGUUCUCCCUGAAUAUCCACCAGACGCUGGCGAAGAGUGGGGUUUGCACCCUCCUCAACCGCCGCUUGGGAUCGGUCAUUAUAUCCGGUUUGGCUGGGCAGAGGAGAUUAAAGCUGUCGCGAUUAUCCCCCAAUUUGAGUUGAGCACUGCAAAGGCUAGACAAGUUUUGCCUGAGCAGUACUCCCGCAAAGACUUGGUUUUUAAUCUACAACGUCUGGCGGUGUUGACGACGGCUUUGGGGCAAUCACCUCCUGACCCGGGAUUGAUAUACGAAGCUAUGAAGGAUCGCGUCCACCAACCAUAUCGCAAAGCAUUAAUACCUGGUUUACCAGAGGUCACAUCAUCCAUCACUCCGUCUACCCAUCCAGGUCUAUUGGGAAUAUGCUUGUCUGGUGCAGGACCAACGAUAUUGGCCUUGGCUACCAGUGGCUUUGAAUCCAUUGCCGAGGAUGCUCGUGCUAUUUUCAAGGAGAAAUCGGUCGAGAUCGAAUGGAAGCUACUAGAGGUGGUUGGAGGUAGCUCUGUAUCUCAAGCAUAA
Messenger RNA from Pleurotus ostreatus (oyster mushroom), 1071 nucleotides. RefSeq lists its product as uncharacterized. Gene Ontology annotation, biological process: L-threonine metabolic process. The coding region runs from base 1 to 1071 and encodes 356 amino acids. Lineage: Eukaryota; Fungi; Basidiomycota; Agaricomycetes; Agaricales; Pleurotaceae. The transcript is spliced from 3 exons. The record is from RefSeq and is a predicted model, not a curated record. Gene Ontology annotation, molecular function: ATP binding; homoserine kinase activity.